Vigna radiata var. radiata (mung bean) is the source of this 980-nucleotide messenger RNA. Its product is annotated as tropinone reductase. Gene Ontology annotation, molecular function: oxidoreductase activity. Bases 70 to 882 code for a protein of 270 amino acids. NCBI's taxonomy places the organism in Eukaryota, Viridiplantae, Streptophyta, Magnoliopsida, Fabales, Fabaceae. The record is from RefSeq and is a predicted model, not a curated record. The transcript has 6 exons.
AGGUAGUGAUAUCAGUUAUUAUAUAUUAUAUAAAUCUUCAAUCAUCAUAUCUUCAUUGAAGAGAAAAUAAUGGGUGAGACAGACAGUAGUAGCAAAAGCAACAGGUGGUCUUUGCAAGGAAUGACAGCACUGGUCACCGGUGGAUCCAAAGGAAUCGGAUAUGCUAUUGUAAAGGAGUUGGCAGAGCUUGGGGCCACUGUACACACUUGUUCUCGGAACCAAACUGAACUCAAUGAAUCCUUGAACGAAUGGACCACAAAAGGAUACAGAGUAACCGGUUCGGUCUGUGACAUCACCUCUCGUGUUAACAGAGAAGAGCUGAUAGCUACUGUCUCCUCUCAGUUCAAUGGAAAACUCAAUAUCCUUGUAAACAACGUGGGAACAAACAUACCGAAACAAACCCUGGAUUUAACAGCGGAAGAUUUCNCAUUNCUGAUGAAUACGAAUCUUGAAUCUUGUUUCCACUUAAGCCAGCUUGCACAUCCUCUCCUAAAAGCUUCAGAAGCUGCAAGUAUCAUUUUCAUGUCCUCCGUUGCUGGUGUUGUAGCUACAAACUUAGUAUCCGUUAUGUAUAGUGCAACAAAAGGUGCAAUAAACCAAGUGACAAAAAAUCUGGCAUGUGAAUGGGCGAAAGACAACAUAAGGACUAAUUGUGUUGCACCAGGGCCAAUUAAAACCCCUCUUGGGGAUAAGGUCUUUAAAGAGGAAAAAGUUCAGCGUUGUCUCAUUUCUAGAAUCCCUCUGGAACGGAUUGGAGAGGCAGAGGAGGUGUCUUCGUUGGUGGCCUUUCUGUGCUUGCCUGCAGCUUCUUACAUCACAGGACAGACCAUUUAUAUUGAUGGUUUGGGAGAGGGUGCAUGUUCCGUGUGUUGUGUUGCGUGAGCUCUUCUUUCAACGCGUGCAGGGUGUCAAUCGGCGCGGCGCUGUUUUGGUGGUCUUGUGGGCUUAAUGGAUUCAUUUCUCAAACCGCUCUGGGACGA